AAUUGUCAAACAAGAUUUAUUAGUAAACAAUACGUUUUGUUUAGUUUUUAUCUUUUUUAAUAUUUUCAUCCUAGUUUUAAUUUAGACUGUUUUAAUCAGAAAUAUGUUUUGACCUAGUUUCAAAAACCAAUAUUAAUUUAAGAUAUUGGUAAUAUUUAUUAUUAAUUUUUUUUAAUAAGUAAUAAGUUCCAAAGUCCAUAAAUUUAAACAUAGUUCAAAAAUGGCCCUUCUAAAUACAACUUUAAAACAUUUGGUAUAUUACCAAAUGAAAAGGGGUAUAGCCUCCCUAAGUGCCUUACCUGAAAUACACCAAAUGUUACAAAAAACCUGUAGAGACUUUGCGGAAGGCGAAUUAAAACCAAUUGCGGCAAAAGUAGACAGAGAGCAUUUAUAUCCUAAAGAACAAAUCAAGAAAAUGGGUGAACUGGGUUUAAUGGCAGUGGCUGUACCUGAAGAGUUAAAUGGUACAGGACUGGACUAUUUAGCAUAUGCUAUUGGAAUGGAGGAGAUUUCUAGGGGUUGUGCAUCUGCAGGAGUAAUUAUGUCUGUCAAUAAUUCUUUGUACAUUGGACCUAUCUUACAAUGGGGAAGCAAAGAACAAAAAGAAAAAUAUAUUACACCUUUUACUAAUGGAGAUAGGGUAGGAUGUUUUGCAUUAUCAGAACCAGGAAAUGGUUCAGAUGCUGGAGCAGCUUCCACAACUGCCAGAUUAGACGGUGAUAAAUUUAUUUUGAAUGGUACUAAAUCUUGGAUAACCAAUGGGUUUGAAAGUGAAGCCGCCGUUGUUUUAGCUACAACUGACAAAGGACUCAAACAUAGAGGAAUUUCCGCUAUAAUCGUGCCAAAACCAACUAAGGGAUUAGACUUAGGUAAAAAAGAAGAUAAACUAGGAAUAAGGGGAUCUUCAACAUGUAAUUUAAUAUUUGACAAUUGUUCUGUUCCAAAAGAGAAUCUUUUGGGAGAACCAGGAUUCGGUUUUAAGAUUGCCAUGAUGACUCUCGAUGCUGGAAGAAUUGGAAUCGCUAGUCAAGCUUUAGGAAUAGCACAAGCAUCUUUGGAAGUCGCUGCUGAAUAUGCUUCUAAACGUUUGGCUUUUGGUAAACCUCUUACCAAACUGCAAACGAUCCAAAACAAAUUAGCUGACAUGGCAUUGCGAUUAGAAUCAGCUCGAUUAUUGACUUGGAGGGCUGCGUGGCUGAAAGAUAAUAAGAAACCUUACACCAAAGAAGCAGCUAUGGCUAAGUUAGCAGCAAGUGAAGCUGCUACAUUUUUAAGUCAUCAGUGUAUACAGAUUUUAGGGGGAAUGGGGUACGUAUCAGAUAUGCCCGCAGAACGUCAUUAUAGGGACGCUCGAAUAACAGAAAUCUAUGAGGGAACAUCUGAAAUUCAAAAACUAGUUAUUGCUGGAAACUUGAUUAAGGAAAUGGGCAUCAACUAAUAAGUUCAUGACUACAAUUUUUAAUGUUUAUAGGCUAUACUCGUUUUAUUACUCUUAUAGGCUAUACUUGUUUUAGUGCACUGAAAUUUGUAUUUGAUUUUUAUAGUUAUAUAUAAAUACAUUUUUU
This is a messenger RNA of Diabrotica balteata, 1565 nucleotides long. The record is from the annotation of a GenBank genome assembly. NCBI's taxonomy places the organism in Eukaryota, Metazoa, Arthropoda, Insecta, Coleoptera, Chrysomelidae.